GAGUCAUGGGGCGGAUGUGCGUCCGUGCAUUUCCGCUUAUUCAGUGCACGCUUUCCUUCCGCGGUUUUGUAUAACGCGCAUCUUACGAUAGACUGAAAUCUUACAAAAGACAAAGAAAUCAUGAGUAAAGCUCACCCGCCUGAAUUGAAAAAAUUCAUGGAUAAGAAACUUUCGUUAAAGCUGAAUGGAGGCAGACAUGUACAGGGCAUCCUACGAGGGUUUGACCCCUUCAUGAACCUGGUGGUGGAUGACUCUGUGGAGAUGGGCCCAGGAGGACAACAGAAUGUCAUCGGAAUGGUGGUUAUCAGGGGAAACAGCAUCAUAAUGGUAGAAGCUCUGGAGCGAGUAUGAAAGAAGGAAAUGGCUGAAGAUGAGGAGAAAGACCCACAUUUUUUUACAUUGUGUUCUUUUGGUUUUGGGGGGGGGGGUUAAGAAUGGUAUUUGAAAUGUAAGAUGUCUGAUUUAUACAGACUAAAUGUUUUAUUUUGAUUCCUUUCAUGUUAAUAAAGGAUUUUUCUCAUA
Cynoglossus semilaevis (tongue sole) is the source of this 522-nucleotide messenger RNA. RefSeq names its product small nuclear ribonucleoprotein polypeptide G (gene snrpg). The transcript is spliced from 4 exons. Gene Ontology annotation, biological process: mRNA splicing, via spliceosome; spliceosomal snRNP assembly. The record is from RefSeq and is a predicted model, not a curated record. NCBI's taxonomy places the organism in Eukaryota, Metazoa, Chordata, Actinopteri, Pleuronectiformes, Cynoglossidae. The coding region runs from base 121 to 351 and encodes 76 amino acids. Gene Ontology annotation, cellular component: U2 snRNP; U1 snRNP; U5 snRNP. Gene Ontology annotation, molecular function: RNA binding.